Molecule: messenger RNA, 783 nt
Organism: Protopolystoma xenopodis
Lineage: Eukaryota; Metazoa; Platyhelminthes; Monogenea; Polystomatidea; Polystomatidae
Source: the annotation of a GenBank genome assembly
AUGCAACUGGACACCGCGUCCGUCCGCAACACGACGGCCCUCUUCGUCUUCCUCAUGCCGAAGGGCUCGCCGGGACACUCGAUCUUUGUAGAUCCCGACCUGGUGCACAUCAAGCGCCACCUGGAGACCCGAUGCGCCUGCCGGAUCUCCGCCUACGAUGGCGACGGUCUUGAACGGCUCUUGCGCAACGGUUGGUCCGCGGUGGCCAAAGCCGAUUUGCUGCAAUUCCGUGUCGAUCGGUCCACCGGCUCACACAACCCCUUUCUCAUGGGCCCCAUGUCGCCCGGCAACAGCAUCCAACGCGACGUGACAGUACAAGACGGCCUGUUGUACCGAGGCACGUGGCUCAUCCACAUUGUCUAUCACACCCAGCCGAGCCGGCAUCAUCUCUUCUGGAUCCUGGUCAACCGGUUCGCCGGCCAGUUGACCUUUGGCCUGCGCACCGGACCUCGUCUCCGCCGUGACAACGCUGCCGCCGGCCGUGGUCUCGUCUUCACCACGUUGGCCCUGUUGACCGGUCCCGAGGCCAGCCGGAUCGGCCGGACUGACCGGGACUCGAGUCGACCUUCACACUUCCACAUGCUCGCCGACGACGACGUCGAUGCCGAGGUCGACUUCGACGGCGACGUGGGUGCAAAGAUGCGCCAGGCCAAUCUGGCCUCGGUACCAGAAUCGAAGCUGAGGGGCUGCACUCGAAUGGAGGGUGAUGUCCACAAGGUGGAGGCGGCACAAUCACACAAUCGCCUCGACAAAGCCGCUGCAACACCCGAUGGCUGUGAGUGA